Messenger RNA from Syngnathus typhle (broad-nosed pipefish), 3067 nucleotides. It is a transcript of the gene meox2a, whose product is annotated as mesenchyme homeobox 2a. Gene Ontology annotation, biological process: positive regulation of transcription by RNA polymerase II. Gene Ontology annotation, cellular component: nucleus. The record is from RefSeq and is a predicted model, not a curated record. Gene Ontology annotation, molecular function: RNA polymerase II cis-regulatory region sequence-specific DNA binding; DNA-binding transcription factor activity, RNA polymerase II-specific. NCBI's taxonomy places the organism in Eukaryota, Metazoa, Chordata, Actinopteri, Syngnathiformes, Syngnathidae.
AUGAAAGUUGGCCUGGUUCACUUCAGCCAUAUUGGGACGUGUGAAGUGUUUCCCCACCUGGCGCGAGCUCGGAAAGGCGUGGACACAUUCGGUCUGGCCGGAAACGGUGAUGGGUUGGCUAACAGGAAGUGGAGCCCACGCUCCAGAGGAAGCAACGAGGAUGACCACAACGUUGGUCUUCCUUUGGGGAGGUCACAGCCCCUCGCCAGGCUCCCUGACUUCCCCGAGACCUCCUCCCAGCCUCCACGCUCCCCCCCUCGACAUCCGAGAGACUCCGCUCGACUCGGUUCGUCCCGCUCCGAACCCGGAGACCGAGCGGAUUACGCCGGGAAAGGACGUCCCUCUCCUCUCUUCUUUUUGGAACUUUUAGGAGCUCUUGGAUAUGCGCUGCCGCUUGCUUUAGGAGCUUUUGCCAUGGAUCACACGCUUUUCGGCUGCUUGCGGAGCCCCCACGCCCCGGCUCAGGGUCUGCACCCGGCCGCCUUCGCCCCGUCCCCGCUCACCCUACACGGACGCUCGGACCACGUCUCCUACCCCGACCUGGCCUCAUCGUCGUCCUCGUCCUCCACGUCCUCGCCGUCCACUUGCAUCAUCUCCAGCUACGCCCCCGACGACGGGCUGUACCACCCCCACCAUCACCCGCCGCAGCAACACCCGCACCACCACCACCACCACCGCGGCCACCACCCGGCCCCGCAGAGUCAGCACCACACGGCCGCCGCCUGGCACAUCCCGCACAUGUCACCCGGGGGAGCGAGGGCCAACCUCUGCCACCCGCACUCCCACCUGUCCCACGACGGGGGUCCCGCCGCCCAGGACUUGGCCCACGCCGGGGGGCCGGCGAUGGGCGCCACCACGCCCGGCCUGGGCGGCAGCAGCACCCCCACUGGGGCCGCCUCGGAGUUUGGCAGGCCCACGCUGUCGCCUGCAGAGGCAGAGAAGAGGAACGGAAAGAGGAAAAGUGACAGUUCAGAGUCGCAGGAUGGCAGUCUGAAGUGCGAGCUGAGCGGCAAACCGCGCAAGGAGAGGACGGCCUUCACCAAGGAGCAAAUCCGAGAGCUGGAGGCCGAGUUCGCCCACCACAACUACCUGACCCGACUACGCCGAUACGAGAUCGCCGUCAACCUCGACCUCACCGAGAGACAAGUGAAGGUAUGGUUCCAGAACCGGCGGAUGAAGUGGAAACGCGUGAAGGGCGGCCAGCAGGGGGCGGCGGCACGGGAGAAAGAACUGGUCAACGUGAAAAAGGGAACGCUACUACCUUCCGAUUUUUCCGGCAUGGCGACGUUACGCCACUCCUCGGACUCGUUGGCCAACGACGACAGUCACGACAGUGACCAGAGCGAUGAACACGUUCUGUUAUGAUUAAAGCCACAUCAUUAAAUGAUGAUAAACAACGAGUGCAGUGAACCCCCGUUUAUUGAUAUGUUCCAGAUCCACCUGAAAUAGGAAAAAAUCCACAAUAUAGUGAAACCGUACAAAGUAAAAAAAAAUUCUUCUAGUAUUCCUUAGCUCCCAUUCUCACUCGCAGUUCUUUUAGGAAGACUCUGCUUGCACAGUUCUCCAAAUAAAAGAUGUGCUUACUCUAACCUGUUUAUUCAUAUUAGCAUAGCUGUUCCAGUAAGCAUUAAAACACACAGAAGUAGCACAUACAAACAAAAAAUUGAAUAAAAGAUGAUCAAACAUUGUAUCUUCAAAUGCAAACGUUCAACAAAAACACAUGGAACAAGUUGGCUAGCUUCCUGCUAAAACAUAAUGCGAAUUGCCAUUGAUGAGCUAUCGUUCAUUAGCAUAGCUGGUAAAUAUAAAGUUUCAAACUACUUUAUACAAAAAUACAUGCAGUUCAAACGAAUAAUGGGAAAUAAUAAGCAACUCAAAAUUUAGUUUUGCCUGUAAAUUAGCAAGCAUGGGAACGAUAAAGCGCAAUCUUGCGGGGGUUCACUGUAUUCCGAAAUAUUGAAAUGUGAUCGUUUGGCUACACUGAUAUAAACAUUCCAUGUUUGAUUUGCACUGUUGGACUUGGCCGCCGUCAGAUUUGUGAAACGUUAACCCGUCGACAUCCUUUUUGGAAUUAGUCCCUCUUACGGCUCAUUUAUGUUCCGUGUUGGGUGAGAACGAAGACUACUCGUUGGAAGCUUACAGAUAUCUUGCAGUACCAUCUGAAAGCCACAAGGGGCAGUGAUGAGAUUCCAAGCAAGGCAUGUCCAGGUAUGGCAGAUACCGUUGAAAAAAAAACGCCAUGAAGCUCCCUCCCAUUAUGCAUUCUUUUUUUUGUAUUUCGGAAAAAUGAGUAAAUUCAUUCCAUUUUUUGUAGUAGCGUAAAUCAGUCCCUCCUAGAUUUCACACACUUCAACUUUUGGCAACUCUGCAGAUGACUUAAAUAUUGUUAUAAUGCAAAUGUUUUGAAAAAAAACCCCAGUAUGAAUCUUUUAAUAUUACUACAAUAUUGUAAAAAAUAAAACUAUUCUCGUAAAUUCUAUUUACAAUUGUUGUUUUCAAAAAUGUGUUUGGAAAAAUAAUGCAAACUUUGAAAUUUUCCUCUAAAAUAUUUUGACAUUUCCCUAAAAAAUCCACAAACUUUUAUUGUAAAGAACCUUUUUACCAUAACAAAAUCUCACUUUCCAGUUUUUACUUCCUUUUUGCUGUCUUAUCCCCUCCUUGACGUCUGCAUUUGUAACCAAGCAAAUAAGAAUUUGAUUAAAAUGAAGACGAAUCGGUGUGAAAUCCGAAAGGGACUGAUAACCGAACCAUCUCGAGUCUGCUGACUGCAGCGUGUGAUUCAUUGUCAAAGCUUGCCAUCUGCAAAAGUUGCUUUUCUCUCCAAGAGGUCAUUCGGUUGAGUUUUUUUGCUUCCCGUUUAGGUUGUUUUUAACGCAAAACCUCAAAACGCUAACAUGGCGGCCUGUGUAAUUUGUCACCUGUCUGUACAUUUUUUGGAAGGACUUAAAACUGCCAAGCAAAGGACGUAUCGGUGAUGAUCAGUGAUGUGUAAAUAAAUAAGCUGCAUUCUUAUACGUUUGUAUCCGCAGUCGUCGGGUUGUGCCGCAAUAAACACUGACCGACUUCA